Molecule: messenger RNA, 2629 nt
Organism: Aplysia californica (California sea hare)
Lineage: Eukaryota; Metazoa; Mollusca; Gastropoda; Aplysiida; Aplysiidae
Product: MAP kinase-interacting serine/threonine-protein kinase 1-like
Exons: 1
Coding region: 188-1861 (557 amino acids)
Biological process (GO): peptidyl-serine phosphorylation; protein autophosphorylation; intracellular signal transduction
Cellular component (GO): cytoplasm; nucleus
Molecular function (GO): calmodulin binding; ATP binding; calcium/calmodulin-dependent protein kinase activity
Source: RefSeq, a predicted model, not a curated record
CCAAUUUGAAGCCUUUUCCUGGAUUACGUUUUUUACUUCCAUCCGACGUCUCAGUGACAGCCAUCACCUAGUGAAUACACUAAUUGUGAUUAUGGCCAGUGGUUUACGACAUAUUUUUUUUUCUGCACUUGUCAACGUUUCGGGUGGGGUUUUUUUCGUUGUUGAAAUAGCAAGAGUUUGAACCAACAUGAGAACAACGGUGUUUAGACAGGUCAAGAGAAAGAGGGGACGAAUCCAGGACGCAGAGCCAUACUGUGACGAUAAAAGCAGUAUCCUGAAAACGAAUGAAGUUUGUAACGACGGUGUUUUGAGAACUCCCUACACAAGCACAACAAGCAAUGACGGUGUGUUCCGUACAUCGAUCUCGCGUAGAGAGUGUGAUAACAAUAACGGUGGAACAUUCGAUUCCAGUUCAAGCAAACUAAAGAGAAAUCACAGACAAGUAAAACAAACCACGUUCGCCAGUUUCUGUGAGAGGUACGAGCUUACGGGUGAGAAACUGGGCAGUGGUUCUUUUGGUUCUGUCUACACCUCUCGGGACCGAGAAUCAGGGACAGAAUACGCGGUAAAAAUAAUUAGGAAAUGCCAUGAUAACACCCGCAAGAAAGUUUUGAAAGAGAUAGACAUUUGUCAACGGUACAAUAAUUGUGAAAGUAUCAUCAAUCUUGUGGAAUUCGGCGAGAUUGGAGAUGCGUUUUUCCUUGUGUUCGACAAGAUUGAGGGAGGGGAUCUUAGUCAGAUGCUUGAAUCACGUAAACGUCUUAGUGAGACAGAGGCUGCUCGAGUAAUUAGCACCAUUGCUCACGUCCUCCUCACUCUCCACAACGAUGGGGUAGCUCACAGGGACAUAAAACCCGACAAUAUUUUAUGCCAAAAGAAAGGGGAGGUCACAUCCCUCGUUCUCUGUGACUUUGGACUUGCCAGUGACCCGUCUUUUCGACGAGACUCAAAAGGGGACAUAAUGAAGACCACUUUGACUUCGCCUGUCGGCACACCUGACUACAUAGCGCCAGAGAUUGUCGCUUUGAUGUGCAAUGAGUCUAAGGCGCCUUAUGACACCAGCUGUGACAUGUGGAGUCUCGGCGUAAUGCUCUAUAAAAUGCUAUUCGGCGUGAUGCCCUUUCAUCGUGGAUGUGAAGAGCACCGUUGCUUCACGGAUCUUUCGUGUGAAGACUGCGAGAUCAUCUCGUACCAGGACAUCCUUCGCGGGGACUACCGUUUUCCCGAGAAGGCUGGAGAGUUGUGUUCAGACAGCGCCCUGGAUUUGAUCCAACACCUUCUGGUUGUUGACCCCCAAGCCCGCUACUCGGCCGCCGAAGUCCUGCAACAUUCCUUUCUGACCACUAGCGUAAGUAGUGACCUCGCCAUGUCAGCAUCAGUGUGUGGACAGGUCGAGAAGAUAGUUGGUCAAUUCCAGGACUCAGGGCCAAACUUUAAAAGUUCUAUUGACAAUGCGUUCAGUACCCUUAAAACAGUCAGCGCCUUUAAUGACGCUGUGCUGCUUUCUUCUGACACAUAUGUAACCAGUAAUGAUGGUGUGUUCUGUACAUCGAUAUCACCUCGGACCUGUGAUAGCAAUGGAACAUUCGAUUCCCGUUCAAGCAAACUGAAGGGGAUGGACAGACUAGGGAAACAAAAAACAUUUACUAAUAUAUGUGAGAGUUACGAAUCUUUGGGACAAAAACUGGGCAGUAAGUCUCAUGAGCCCGUCUACGCCAACCAGGAUAGGGAUUCAGAGACGGAAUUUGCCGUAAAAAUAAAGAACUGUGAUGAACGCAAUGUUUCUAAAAAGAUUAACUUAUGCCAACGCUACAUCUGUGAGAAUAUCUUCAGCCUUGUGGAAUUUCACGAGAUUUUUUAGACACGUUUUUCUUAGUGUUUGACAAGGUAGCAAGAAGAAAUCAUAGCUGAGUGUUUGAUUUACAUGUGGACUAAGCAGCUCGAGUAAUCAGCGCAAUUGCCCAGGUCUUCUUGACUUAGCACAACGACGGGGUGGCUCACUGGAACAUCAAACCCGACAAUAAUAACAUCAUAACACUCGUCGCUCUCAGUGACUUUGGGAUUGCCAGUGAUGUACUUCUCGACGUGACCGCUGAAAAUGAGCCCUAACAAAGAUCAUUCUGCUGACGUCUCCUGUCGGCACUCGUCAUUACAUAGCGCCAGAUAUUGUUUCGGUGAUUUUAAGGCUACCUUCGACACCCGCUGUGACACAUGGUGUCUCGGCGUACUGUUCCACAAAAUGCUCCUUGUUGUGAUGCCCUUUCACUGUGCUGUGGUGAGCACCAUGGCCCCCAUCUAUCGCUCGUGUGAGGACUGCGAGAUCAACUUAUACCUGGACAUCCUUCGUGAGGACUACCGCUGUCCUUUUGGGGCUGUUGAGAUGUGUUCAGAUUUGAGAUUCAAUCCAACUGCGCCUGGUGGUUGACCAUCAAGCCCGCUUCUCGACCACUGAAUUCCUGCAGCAGCCCUUUCUGACCGCCAACAUGAGUGGUAAAGGCUGUGUGACGCUAUCUUUCUUCGUCACUGAUCGGUAUAUGCAAUUGAAACUGACCAUUAUCAUCAGGGGCGGCUCGUGAGGCUAAAAAGUGGACGUGCACAAUUAAGCUAUCGCAUGCAGAAGAUAGUCAAG